AUGGAAUAUCACUUAGUAGGCUCCAAAAUAGUUGACACAACAUCGUACGAUCAAUGGAUUAAACUUGCGCAAUCAAACGAAGAUUUUCAAAUUUUAGCGGACAAAGAAACCCUCCAAAAAAUUGUUCACUCGUUUCAACUGCAAUUGAACAAACAGUGCAGAGAGUAUUUUGUUCAACAAUAUAUGGUUCGGAUGGUAGCAGUUGAAAAGGAAUUUAAUAGGAAGUAUAAUGUGUUAAACGAACAAUUAAUACAAGCACAAAACGAACUCGAAGCUGCAAAAGAAGAGCAGAAUACACUCAAACGAACGGUUUAUGCUCUUCAACAAAAGAAGUUGUUACUCGAACAAAAGUUGGCCGAAGUCAAUGCAACCUAUCAAAGUGUAGCAGAAAUGAAUGGACAGGCAACUCUUGAACAACUCUCAAAUAUUCACUUUCUUGAGAAGAAGUAUGCAGAAUUAGAACAAGAAGUCGCACAGAAAAAACAUUAUUACGACGAGAUAUAUCACCAAUAUGUUUACUUUCAAAAUGAGCUUGGGCAAAUAAAGGCCAAGAUACAAAAAUACACUGCACUGCUGAGUCAAAGUCGUUAA
Messenger RNA from Entamoeba invadens IP1, 591 nucleotides. RefSeq lists its product as hypothetical. Bases 1 to 591 code for a protein of 196 amino acids. The transcript has 2 exons. The record is from RefSeq and is a predicted model, not a curated record. Lineage: Eukaryota; Evosea; Mastigamoebida; Endamoebidae.